CAUGUCACCCCGGGUGGUAAAUCGCAUGAGCCGAUUCCAGAAGAGCGCAGGGUUGGAAGAGAUUGAGCAAGAGCUGACAUCUAAACAAGGAGGACGCUGUAGCCCUGUUCCAGGCCUGUCAAGCAGCCCGUCUGGCUCACCGCUCCAUGGUAAAUUGAACAGUCAAGACACUUAUAAUAACUUCACAAACAAUAAUCCUGGGAACCCGCGGCUCCUGCCUCUUCCAAGUUUGUCUGUGGUGUUGCCUCUUGCUCAAAUCAAGCAGCCAAUGACAUUAGGGACCAUCACCAAACGCACAGGCAAAUCCAAACCGGCUCCACAGAUUUCACCCAGUAAGUCUGUGGGAGGAGAGUUUUGUGUCGCUGCAGUCUUUGGAUCAUCAAGGUCAUGGUUUGCAAACAAUCCCGGUCUGAAAAGAGAAAAAGUUGCCAAUGAGCUUUUCUCAUGUGCCCAUGUCACUGUACUGAUCCGAGAGCUAUUACCAAAAAACCACAUUGGUCAAGCAAAACUCACACAAAUAACCCAAAAGCCUAAAACAACUGCUAGCAGUUUUCAGCUGGAACAUCGGGGAGGAACAAAUGGUUUCAGAGAAAAUCCUGACUAA
Phalacrocorax carbo (great cormorant) is the source of this 604-nucleotide messenger RNA. The record is from RefSeq and is a predicted model, not a curated record. Lineage: Eukaryota; Metazoa; Chordata; Aves; Suliformes; Phalacrocoracidae.